AUGGAUGCGAAGUGGUGGAAAGAAGGUGGUGUUACAUAUGUGGUGGAUUUUGUUGAAUGCCUUUUGGAAAAUGGAGUAUCGAUGAAGAGCUUUCUCACCAUAGCCACUUUGGAACAGCUCUACAAUCUAGACGACGAUGCACAGCACAGUGUACGGUUUUUAGUCGAACAUACCUCACCCACUACCUACCUCACUUUACCUGACAUAGGAAUGAUUAUCGAAAAAUUAAUGGGAAAUGCCUAUAAACACUAUUACACUUCAAGGGUAUUCAAGAAUAAUUACGAGAAAUUUCGGAAAAAAGCACAGCUGUCCCGAUUGAGCAGUCUCCAUAUCCGUUUGGUUGCCAAAUCAGCAGCGAAACGCCGAAAAAGUGGCGAUUGGCUGAAUCCGAUGCAAUGUGAAGACGAUGCCCCUCCUGAUUUCGCCUACCCGUUCAACGAUCUCAUUUUAUGGGCGGUACUGACACGACGACCUGAAAUGGCCAAGUGUAUGUGGUUACAUGGAGAGGAUGCAAUGGCUAAAAGUCUCGUUGCUGCCAGGCUAUACAAGGCGAUAGCUCGAAUUGCAGAGGAGGACUAUCUGGAGGUGGAGGUCGCUCAGAAACUUCGAGAAUAUUGCGACUGCCAACGGUUACUCGCUGAACUUUGGCAUGGAUCUCUUCGUGUUCGCAGUGGGACGAAUCUUCGGGUGCUUGCAGCGCUGAUCUGUCCACCAGCUGCAUUGGCUCUCGCAUAUAAGGUACCACAUAAUCCGUCAAGAGAUCAGGACAUUCAUUCUGAAGAGAGCACCGUGUACGACACGAUGAGCACAUGCCGAACGGACCGUCCGGAAGGGAACAGUGCUGGCAGCAUGAUGUCACUUCAUUUGCACAGGUUAUUCAAAACAGCCUCUAUCAGAAGGAAGAAUGUGCUUGCCAGUGAUGAACUGGAGGAACUAGUAGAGAACGGAGCUCCAAAGAAGGUGACGAUGAUGUCGUCUAAGAGGAGUAGCGGUCUCCAUCCACCAGUAGACGAUCUGUACAUAGAAGAGUCGCUAUCAGCGCUGGCCAAGAUGCGUGCCUUCUACUCGGCUCCAAUCACGAAAUUUUGGUCAUGGUGUAUUGCAUUCGCUAUAUUCCUGAUGUUAUCUUCCUAUGUACUUCUCAUUGAAACACCCGUCAAUCCCACCAAUAUCGAAUACGCCACAUUGGCGUACAUUGUCGUCUAUACUGUAGAACAUAUUCGUAAGCUUUUCGACCAGGAAACGCCUAAACUCAGGGAAAAGUGCCGUGUAUUCUAUACAAAGAACAUCUUUUACAAGCCGUAUUUCAUGUUAUACGGUGAAGUGUAUGCCGGAGAGAUCGAUACGUGGACAAAUUGCGUUCCGGGAGGAUGGAUUCCGCCUGUGUUGAUGACCAUCUUCCUCUUAGUGGCGAAUAUUCUUCUGAUCAACAUGCUCAUCGCUAUUUUCAACAAUAUUUUCAACGACACUAAUAUCCGCUCACAUGAAGUCUGGUUAUUCCAGCGUUAUGGACAGAAAAAAACGUUGAAAACUGGUAAAGAACGGGAUGACGUCAUCGCGAAAUGCUCAACAAGGCUGUAUCUUAGCGCAGAAGAACUACGUGAAUUGCAUGAUUUCGAAGAGGAUUGUAUGGAUGAGCUGACGAGGAAACGGAUACGAAAGCAGAAAGGAGGCGCCGAAGAUAGCUGGCUGAACACUUUGGAAAUAACGGAACUUACCGCACAACGGGUCAACGAAUUACUGCAAGAGAAUUGCUCACUUAAAAGUCGAUUAGUUGAUGUGGAGGCGCGUCUGGAUCUUAUUAUUAGGACUCAGACCGAAUUCAUUGAUGCACUUACAAGGCGGCAAAAGCGAUCGAAAUCUGGAUCGUCUCGCGCAUCCACUCAAUCGCUACCAGAAGCUGAUGUUGGGAAGCCACGUCGGUUAACCAUUGCCGUACCAGACAUAUCCUCGGUGGUUAUGGAUCAAGCACUACUGAGUCCAGUGCCUGAUCGUAGUAAAGCAGAAUCACCACUUCUCAAUCAUCUCCGAAUGGACCAUACCCUUAGAAAAUAUGACGAGACUCGCUAUCAGCCUGCAUCAAUUUGUCGUCGACAUCGACUUGAUUCAUCGUCAUUUUCAAUUUCACAAGAUAUGAAGGAUAUGGACAAGAGUCAGAAGACGAGCGAUGGUAUCUUCUCAGAUGAAGAAGCGCCAAGUGUUGUAGUACAUGAACCAUGGGAAGAUAGCUCUUAG
Haemonchus placei is the source of this 2235-nucleotide messenger RNA. NCBI's taxonomy places the organism in Eukaryota, Metazoa, Nematoda, Chromadorea, Rhabditida, Trichostrongylidae. The record is from the annotation of a GenBank genome assembly.